This is a messenger RNA of Akanthomyces muscarius, 621 nucleotides long. RefSeq lists its product as uncharacterized. The record is from RefSeq and is a predicted model, not a curated record. NCBI's taxonomy places the organism in Eukaryota, Fungi, Ascomycota, Sordariomycetes, Hypocreales, Cordycipitaceae. The transcript has 4 exons. The coding region runs from base 1 to 621 and encodes 206 amino acids.
AUGGGCCUUGGAGGUAACUCGGUGCAGAAGCCACGCCACUCGCGGCACCGGAGUGAUGAAAGAGUUUCGAUGUCGGGCAAGCCGGCCGGGGCAAAGAGCGAACAUGACAGGCGGGAAUGGACAGAUCGGGUCGAGGCACCGACCUUGAAUGACGAGUACAGCGUUUUCGCUGUCAAAUUUGAAGAGAUGGACAACUGGCGGGCCUUUGAUGGAAAUUAUAUGCGAAAGGUUUAUGUGGAAAUCGAAAUUGAGACCGAGGGGCGUGUCAGGGCAAUCCUGCUCCAUGGACGCCUUCCUGUCAAUUUUGAAUCUGCUUUGAGGGCUAGCGAGCCUGUGCAGAUUCUUGACACGGAGGGUCGCGAGACCACCAUUUUGCUGUAUCGUGGCAUGCGAUGGGUUGACGUCGAGAGGUUCAAAGAUAUGCCUGCAGGUGACAACACGGUGAAUGGGAAGACUUCGGAGAAAGGGGAGCUGUUGUCUCGUCAUCGCUUUCAAGAACGGACGAGGAGCGUCGUUGAGGGUUGCUUCCGUGAAGCGCGGUGUCUACUUCGAGCCCAAAUAACUCUUCUUGGAGCGGGGAUUGCCACCAAGAAACGUGACGGUGCCGUCGUCACACUUUAA